Molecule: messenger RNA, 522 nt
Organism: Histoplasma mississippiense
Lineage: Eukaryota; Fungi; Ascomycota; Eurotiomycetes; Onygenales; Ajellomycetaceae
Exons: 3
Coding region: 1-522 (173 amino acids)
Source: RefSeq, a predicted model, not a curated record
AUGACCAGCGCACCAGCGAUGACCAGCAUACUCAGCGCCGUGGCACCCAGCAGUGCCAGGAAAGCGAAGAAGAGCACCGUCCGACAGCGCGAAGACGAGGAAGAUGAGUACCGGCAGGCUUGUGCAGAGGAGCAGGCAUGUGACGAGGGUUGUGAGGUGGGGGUGGAUGGAGAAGAAGUAUGCGAAGUUUUCGAUGAGGGCUUUGAGGGUGUCUAUGGUGGUGAGGAGGGCAUUGAAUCGCGAUCUGAAACCGGUGGUGCUGAAGGUGGGCUGCUUGGGUUUGGAGAAGGCAUUUUUCAGGGGGAAUGUGAUUUUGGAGGUGGUUAUGUUGGUGGCCUCGAUGCCGUUGGUAGCUUGGACAGCGGCAUCGUCUUUGGUGGGAGACUCUGGGAUAGUUUCCAUGGCUGGUUGGGGGGACAUCUUUUAGCUGUUGGUAGCUAUCGUGUCCAGGACAGAAAAAUAGCACAGGAUGGGACAUGGAAGGCCAUUCCGGAGCUGCUCCCAUCAACGGCUGGAGACUGA